Andrographis paniculata is the source of this 1123-nucleotide messenger RNA. RefSeq lists its product as uncharacterized. The transcript has 3 exons. The record is from RefSeq and is a predicted model, not a curated record. Lineage: Eukaryota; Viridiplantae; Streptophyta; Magnoliopsida; Lamiales; Acanthaceae. Bases 130 to 792 code for a protein of 220 amino acids.
CUCAAACUUCAAUCAGCAUACGGAAUUCAAUCAGCGUAGCCUAUCAAUGAUUUGAAAAUUCAUCUUCGCAGCACAGACCAGAAUCAAGCACAGUUAGUGUCUUCGCCGCGCCGGAGAAGUGCAAAAUAAAUGGCGGAGGAGGAUGGUAAGAAUCCGAACGGAGAGGUGGUCGUGGACGGCGGCGGGGACAGCGAGGACUUGACGCUCUGGACUAUCUUCAACCGUUUUGUAGCUGCUGUGUUGUUCCCCGGUCCGGAUUGGAACGAUCCUCUCUUGACGAGGAUCAGAUCGACGAUAUCUGUGAAUGUUCCUCUGCUUCGUGAGGCGUCGAAGAACACCGUCCGGCGUGUUAUCGACUGGACUCGCCGCGGCAGUCCUUUCCGCGCUCUUUUCGUUGUCUGCGUUGGGUUGAUUGGCCUUCUUGUCUUGACCGGGUUGUCGGUCUUCAUGCUUUUCUUUAUUGUCGCAACUUUCAACGCUAUUGUCAUUUCACUUCUCGUGUCUCUAGCAGCAGCAGGCGGAUUCCUUGCCCUAUUUUUCACCUUUGCUGCAGCCAUAUAUAUUGGAGCAUUGUCCAUUGCCGUUGUUGCGAUUUCAACCGCGACAAUCUCUGCAGCCUUUGCUGUCUUUAUAGCCACUGGUUGGAUUGGAUUCUUUUUCACGAUGUGGCUAGCAGUGGCGAAAAGCAUAGGCCUGGCCAAACGCACGUUCUCUGUAACGGGUUCUGCCGUGUCUGCUUACUCCACUGCUUGGCAAGCUCGGCACCAAAGCCCGGCUAAAAAAUCCGACUGACUUAUUAGGCUAGGGGCAAUGUGGCGGGCGCUCGCUUGCUAGCUCGGGAUUGUACUAAUAAUGAAAUCUGCUACUGUAAGUAUCGACUGAGCGUUGUGUGUGUAUAUAUAUAUAUAUAUCGAUGAUCCAUAUCGUUGUGUGUCGCCGCGCCGACCGGCCGGAGCUGUACAAUGUGGUCGGGAGUUUAGGGGUUCAAUGUUGACUAAGCCUGAGUUUGAGUUUGAAUCGUGUACUGAAUUUAUUUUGAGUUUGCGGAGUGGUAGAAAAUCUGCUCAAGUAUUAUGGUAAUAAUGCUCAGCAGUGCAAAAUGGGAAUUUGAGUUUGAGUUUUA